AUGUCGACUUUGGAAGAUUCCGAUGAAGAAACCGACUUCAAAGAGAUCAGCUCUACGAAUUACCAACGCGUGCAGGAAAAAGUGGCCAAGAUAAGCUAUGCAGAUGGCAUUGCCGAUGGAAGGGAGAAGGUCUUCCAGGACAGCUUCGACGAGGGCUUUGAAAAUGGAUUCAAAACUGGCUUUGAACUGGCCAAACUGAGUGCCUUCUAUGAAACAAUAAAAAAUGCGGUUGCCGGAAAUGUAGAACUUAAGGCAGAACAAGAGGCCUACGAAGAACUUAAGCUAGCAGAUGCCACAGAUAAAGAACACUUUAAAUAUCUAGAACAUCAGGGAGCUCCUCUUAGCGUAAUAUCCAGUAAACAAAAGACCUACAUAGACGAACUGCUGGAAAAACUGGCGCAGCAACUCCCAGCCACUACAAAUUUAUUCACUUCGACCAACGUUUCUAGUGUUAAUGUGGUUUAAUGCAUGUGUUUUUUUAGGGAAUUAUCAAAAUUAACUGAAAAUAUAUAUAUCUGUUUGCGACUUAUAA
Messenger RNA from Drosophila takahashii, 532 nucleotides. RefSeq lists its product as uncharacterized. Lineage: Eukaryota; Metazoa; Arthropoda; Insecta; Diptera; Drosophilidae. The record is from RefSeq and is a predicted model, not a curated record.